AUGAGCUGUGAAAUUCGAGAGGUUGUCUCUGUUGGUUCUGAGGUUGGAGAAGUAGAGCCUGGCAAGAAGGUUCUCUUCUCUGACAUUAGCGCCAAUGAGGUUGAUUUAGGAACAGAUGCUAAGCAUUGCUUUUGCAAAGAGAGUGAUUUGUUAGCAAUCGUCCAGUGA
This is a messenger RNA of Arabis nemorensis, 168 nucleotides long. Lineage: Eukaryota; Viridiplantae; Streptophyta; Magnoliopsida; Brassicales; Brassicaceae. The record is from the annotation of a GenBank genome assembly.